AUGAAUCUCAUUCCUCUGAGUGUCAUCCUUCAAUUUUUUGCCCCAUACUGGAACUCUUUAGGGCUUCCCAUUCUAGAAGCCGCGGAUGUUGCAGGGAAGCUGAUACCUCUCAUGGAAGCUAUUAUCCCGGGCAUCAGAUAUCUUGGCGAGGGUGGAGAAAAUAUAAAAGCUCUAACCGACGCCAUGGAUAGAUUGAAAGCUACAAGGGCGGGUAUCAUGGAUGAGAUCAACAUCGCCGAGAGAGAAGGGAAAAGGCGCACUCCAGAAAUCGACAACUGGUUCAAGAGGGUGGAAGCAGAAGUAGGUGAAGAGGCCAAAAUGAAAGAACCCUGUCGGAAGAGGAAGAGGGUGCUGGGAGUCCCCCUCAAUUGGGUCUCGAGCUACAAAGACGGCCAGAGAGUCAGGAAGAAAGCUAAGGUGGCGGAUGAGCUGGGAAAUGAAGCAAGUUCUAUCGUCACCACGAGGAGGUUGCCACCAUCAUCGGUCCAGGAGAUGCCUACCAUUCCCAGGAUGGUAGGAAUUGAGUCAUAUAAAAACGAAGUCCUGCUCCACCUUGCUAAUGAUGGCUUGCGUAUCAUCGCGAUUAGGGGCAUGGGCGGGGUCGGCAAAACCACUCUCCUGAGAGAAGUCAACAACUGUUUCCUCCCCGGCAGUGAGAGGAGCUUGGAGUUCGACCAUGUGAUAUGGAUGGUGGCUUCCGAAGAGUGUACUCUGGAGAAGCUUCAGAAGGGAAUAGCCCAGAAAUUGGGAGUGGAUCUGGAGGCCCACAAACAGCCACCAAACUCGGUCCUCUUCAGGAACCUCAAGAACAAGAACUUCCUGUUGCUGCUGGACGAACUAUGGAGAGGCUACGAGCUGGAGGAUGUUGGGAUCCCACGUCCCGGCACUGGAGGGAAUCCAUACAAGCGCAAAGUUAUACUGACCACCCGAUUGCAGAACGUGUGCAGAAAAAUGAGCGCCGACGUUGAGAUCAAGAUGAACUGCUUGGGGCGGCCAGAGGCACUGGAUCUGUUCAAAUUUCAUGUCGGUGAGCAGACCCUCAACUCUCACCCUGACAUAAUUGACCUUGCAGGGGUGGUUGCGGAGGAGUGCAGAGGCUUGCCGCUUGCCCUCAAGACGAUCGGAAGCGCCAUGCGCGACCGCAGGGAACCCGAACACUGGAGGCAUGUAAUCGAGUUGCUGAAGGACUCUAAGCAUGCUGAGAUCCAGGAAAUGGAGAUCCUACCGGAGGAGGGCGAAGACAGAGACAUGUUUCGCGUGUUAAAGCUCAGCUAUGACAAUUUGCGUGAUGACAUGACAAGGCAAUGCUUUUUGUCCUGUUGCUUGUGGCCCGAAGGCUGUCUAAUUGACAAAGCCGAACUUAUAGAAUGUUGGAUGGGUCUAGGCUUAAUCGAUGAGUCGAAUGGGAACUUGCUCUGGGGUCACGAUCACAUUAGAAUCCUGGAAGAAGCAUGCUUACUGGAGCCUAGUGCCGACAAAGAAAGGGUGAGAAUGCAUGAUGUUAUUCGAGACUUGGGACUGUGGAUCGCUUCCGACUGUGGGCGGAAAAAGAAUAAAUGGUUGGUUCAAGCUGGUGUUGGUCUGAGGGAAGCAACAGAUGUGAAACAGAAAUGGAUUGGAGCAGAAGGAGUAGAAAGAAUAUCGCUAAUGAGGAAUCAUAUAGAAAUAAUGCCCCAACACCUUCCUAAUCGGCCCAAUCUCAAAGUCUUGAUGCUCCAGAUGAACUCUUAUCUUACAAGGAUCCCACCUGACCUUUUCCAGUGCAUGCCUUCUCUGACUUAUCUAGAUUUAUCUUAUACCGCACUGGAGGAGUUACCAAAAGAGAUUGGCAUGCUAGUUCAUUUGCAAUAUCUUAAUUUAUCCCAAACAUGCAUUACAGAGUUGCCGAAGGAGCUGGCAUGUCUUAAAGAGCUGAAGUACUUGCUACUGAGACAUAUAGGUCUCUUGAGAAUACCUCGUGGUGGGAUAUCAAAUCUUUAUAAGCUGCGGCAGCUUGAUCUCUUUGGAACCGAGUAUGAAGUUUUGGAAGUUGAAGGUACGGGUUGUGGUAAUGAAGAGUAUACAGCAAGUUUGGGAGAGUUGGAAGAACUGAACUCGAAGGUGAUGUCGUUGACAAAUCUUGGAAUCAUGGUAAAUGGAGUGCGAACCCUCCAAAUUCUCUCCAGGUUAGACAACAUAGUUAGUCGGUACCUAGAAAUGUGGUCUACAUGCAAGUUGGCAUCCAUUCGGUUGGCACCAUCUAUCGUUAAAGCCCAACUUGGAAGCCUCAAAAUGUUGAAGAGCCUAAAGAAGCUGAAAAUUGAUUUUGAUCACUUGGUGGAGCUGGAGGUCGAUGGCGAGGACCAGGAUCGUGAUAUGGGUUGGCAACUUCCAGAUCUUAAGGAACUCCACCUCAGGGACCUCUUUCAAUUGAAGGUGGUAAAGUGGACGAGAGUAUCGAUCUCAGAUUUCCUUCCGCAGCUGCGGUCAGUGGCCAUUUAUUACUGCCUUGAGUUAGAGAAUGCUAAUUGGGUUCUGCUGCUCCCACAGCUCGAGUCUCUACAGAUAGUAUUCUGCCCAAAAAUGCGGCAAGUGAUCGACGAUUCAGUAGGCAGCAAUUUUGGUGCCUUCCGUUGUCUUAGGAUUUUGUUUCUGUUCAGGUUAGGGUGCCUAACUAGCAUCUGUGAUCAGACAAUCAGUUUCCCUUCUUUGGAAGUCAUUGAAAUCGACCAUUGUGACGAGCUGAAGCAGCUGCCCGUCAAGAUCAUGGGGAGGAACUUACGGGAGAUUCGUGGCUGUGAGGGAUGGUGGCAGAGCUUACAAUGGCAGGAUGAGAACGUGAAAGCCUCCCUCCUCCCUUGUUUCAGGAGAAGUUUAAUAUAGGGGGACGAGGUCCACCGUGGACCUCGGGUGAGCCGCCCAGAAUGC
Messenger RNA from Elaeis guineensis (African oil palm), 2907 nucleotides. The record is from RefSeq and is a predicted model, not a curated record. Lineage: Eukaryota; Viridiplantae; Streptophyta; Magnoliopsida; Arecales; Arecaceae.